Messenger RNA from Musa acuminata AAA Group (dessert banana), 2194 nucleotides. Its product is annotated as RNA-binding KH domain-containing protein RCF3-like. Gene Ontology annotation, biological process: regulation of gene expression. Bases 198 to 1835 code for a protein of 545 amino acids. The transcript is spliced from 8 exons. The record is from RefSeq and is a predicted model, not a curated record. Gene Ontology annotation, cellular component: cytoplasm; nucleus. NCBI's taxonomy places the organism in Eukaryota, Viridiplantae, Streptophyta, Magnoliopsida, Zingiberales, Musaceae. Gene Ontology annotation, molecular function: mRNA binding.
GAGGAGCGGAUAUAGAUACCUAUCCCAACCCCUUCCUUGUUCAUCCAGUCUAAAUAAUUCGCUUUUCCCUGGAAAGGUCUUCUCCUCGUGCUCCCCCGUGCUAGGGUUUGCGGCGGACCCCAAGGGUUUUCACGGAAACGAGCGAGAUCUCGAGUGGGAAUUUGUUGUAGACGGUGAAUAUCAAGCCUUUGGCAACAAUGGCUGGACGGAGAAACAAUAAUGGGAAAAGAUCUUAUUCACAGUCUGACUACUCCGACAAUGGAGGAAGCAAGAGAAGAAAUCCUGGUGAAGAAAGAGACACCUAUGCUCCUGGGCCUGAAGAUACUGUUUUUCGUUAUUUAUGUCCUGGAAGGAAGAUAGGAAGUAUCAUUGGGAGGGGUGGAGAGAUUGUGAAGCAAUUAAGAUCUGACACGCAAGCAAAGAUCAGAAUUGGGGAGACUAUACCUGGUUGUGAGGAGCGGGUCAUAACCAUUUUUAGCACAAGGAGAGAAACCAAUACACUUGAAGAUGUUGGUGAUAUAGUUUGUCCUGCACAAGAUGCUCUCUUUAAGGUGCAUGAGCGGCUAGUUACUGAUGAGGCAGUUGACGAGGACAUUGAUGGAGACAACCCUCAAGUAACUGUUCGUCUGCUUGUGCCAUCUGAUCAGAUUGGAUGUAUUAUUGGGAAAGGAGGACAAAUCAUUCAAGGUAUUCGUAGUGACACUGGUGCACAAGUACGCAUUCUUAAGAAUGAGCACCUCCCUGCUUGUGCUAUUAGCAGUGAUGAGCUACUCCAGAUCGGUGGGGAAGCAUCAGUUGUAAAGAAGGCUCUUCUUCAAGUUUCAUCACGCCUUCAUGAUAAUCCAUCUCGUUCCCAGCACCUGCUUUCUUCUGGCACACCUCAAAUGUUACCAGUUGGUGGUCAGUUUGGGGUUCCAGGCACCACUGCACCAGUCAUUGGCAUUGGUCAACUGAUAAGUUCUUAUGGUGGUUACAAGGGAGAUGCAACAGUGGAUUGGCAAUCCUUUUACCCAACUCCAAGAGAUGAAACUGCUGGAAAAGAGUUCAGCUUGCGUCUUCUUUGCCCUUCUGCAAACAUAGGAGGUGUGAUAGGCAAGGGUGGUGUUAUUAUUAAGCAGAUUAGGCAGGAAUCUGGGGCAUCUGUCAAAGUAGAUAGUUCAUCUGUGGAAGAUGACUGCAUAAUCACAAUUACUGCAAAAGAGUUCUUCGAGGACCCAAUCUCUUCAACGAUAGAUGCAGCAGUACGCUUGCAGCCCCGGUGUAGUGAAAAAACUGAAAGAGAAUCUGGUGAACCUUCUUACACCACCCGCCUUCUUGUUUCCACAUCACGGAUUGGUUGUCUAAUUGGUAAAGGAGGAUCAAUUAUUUCUGAGAUGAGGAGGUCGACACAAGCAAAUAUUCGUAUACUCUCAAAAGAAAAUGUACCCAAAGUUGCUUCUGAAGAUGAUGAGAUGGUUCAGAUUAGUGGAGACAUUGACACUGCAAGAAAUGCACUCGUACAAGUGACAACACGUCUGAAAGCCAAUUUUUUUGAAAGAGAGAAUGCACUAUCUUCAGUUCCUGCUUCUAUUCCAUAUCAUCCUUUGCCAAAUGAUGCUUCUGAGGGGUCAAGAUACGGGAGCAGGGAUGCUAAGGCACAUGGACGCGGGUUUUCUUACUCUGGUGGAUACGGUUCUUCUAGUGAUUUGGUAACCUCUGAUACUUAUGGAAGUUAUGGUGGUUCUCAGGGUGGUGGUAGCAGCUAUGGAGCUUAUGGUGGAUACUCUUCUCGACAUGGAAGUUCUGGGUUAUCUGGUCAAAACACAGUUUCUCACGGGAAACAUCGUGGUUAUUAGAAUCCCCAGUGACUAGGGCAAACAGUUGUCUGAGAAGCCUGGAGCCAGCCUAUACGAAGCCUCAAGCCUAAACCAGAAGAACAGAUGAACAGAGCCUGAGAUAGUAAUGCCCACAUACAAUGAUGAUACCAUUUAGUUUCCUCCACGCCCUUCGCUUUAUACCAGGCCAUAUUUGCAUAACCAUGGGCCCAGCUUAAAGCCCCACCUUCUCUCGAACAAUGUUUUAAGGAUUAUAACUGUUUGUACUUUGAACCUCAAGCUCUUCCUCAAAUUGUGAAUGUGGAGUCAUUUGCCUAUAUUAUGGAUGUUAUCUUUGAAAUGAAACCCUGUCGUGGAAGGUGCUUGUCAUGCUUGAUCAA